AUGUUCCAACAAUCUUUCAAAGAGAAGACCUCUCUGAACGACCCUGAUAUACAGGAUAACCCAUUCCUGCGUCCUGGGUUUGGAUUGCCAUUGGAUUUCGCACCUAUGCAAAAGAAUGUAUAUGGCAUCCACAACAGGAGUUUAUUCCCAAACGCCAACGAUGAUCGCGAUAUCAAACAAGGAAAUGCAGAGUAUAUCCACAACGAUGAUGUUGCGGAAGCGUGGAAGAAGGAAGCGAGGGAGAAGGAGCCAGAUAUCACCCCGAACAUGGAAAAUUGGAUCAUAGACGAGCUCCGCUUCAAGUCCGCCCUCUAUGAACAUAGCGGUGCAAUCGCCCUGUACAACGGGGAUGUCACAAAGUCCGACGUCAACAUUUCUGAUGAAUUCCGCGUCAGGCUCUUGAACGCCGUCAAGCGCCUCGAGGAUGUUCCGCAGGAAAUGCGGUUUUUCAACCCCGGGACUGGAUAUGUACAAGAAGAUCUUCUCCCAGUCGCAUUUUGCUGUCUCGUAUAUGGUCGUACUCGCGCUUUAACAGACAAGAUCAUCGGUACUGACGAGUCGCUUAAGUUUAUCGGCCAAGGAGAGGUCAUUCCCCCUCCUGAAGAAACUGGAAUCACCAGAGAGGAUAUUGCGACGAGAGUUGCGACCCAAGCUGAUAUCGUAACCAGGCCGUACAGCCGACAAUUCCAAAUGCUUCCAUUCGAGAUGAACUUGGGAGACGAUGGCAAAUGGCACAUCACGAGCUACAUCAACAAUUUGCAUCCCGACAAGUACAGCGAGCUAUACGAGAUCAUUGAGGAGUUGUUCAACAAAGUAACCAGCCAACUUGAGAUCACACUGACGCCCCUGAAGGAUAUGCUUCACUCACGAGCACGGAUCGAAUAUAGGAAAGCAGAAUACUAUCCUCUGCCGAAGGAGGUGGAGGAGCAGAUGCCGCAACCCAAUGAAAGGGAAGCCGAGAUCGAGUACGAGGACCGGCUGCAGAACUGGCGUAUGACAAACCUCGAGGCCGUCCAGCCUGACUGUGGGAGAUUUAUUCCCUGGGCAGUUCCUCAGUGGAUGAUGAACAAUAUCCCCAUGGACUUGUCGACUCCCCUUCGGGUCGAGAACGAGGUUCUCCUUGCUAAGGACUUCGCGAAGCAUGGGCUUCAAUUGAUUGUACGAAUUUUCAAUAUCCAUUUGUCGCCUGAGAAGCCAAGUUUCGAAUCUGGAUGGCACGGCGCCGGACAGAUGAACGAUCACGUCUGCGCCUCAGCCUUCGUCACCAUCGACCUUGACAACGCCACCGUCCCAACAAUGGCCUUCCGCCACCUCGCUGAAACAACCAGCCUCGACGAAGUCGAGCACCACCCAGAAGACACCGUCUGGCUGAAGAAAAUCUUCGGCCUAAACGUGGGCGACCCCGCAAUCCAAGAACCAGGCAAGAUCCGCUGCUUCCCGAACCGCAUGAUCAUGUUCCCGAGCACGGUGCAGCACCGGUACGAAGGGCUGGAGCUGAUCGACAGGAGCAAGCCUGGGGGCGCGAAGGCGUUUUCGUUUUUCCUCGUCGAUCCGAACAUUCGGAUCACGUCAACUGCGAAUGUGCCUCCGCAGCGGCUGGAUUGGGCGUUCCAGGGGGCUGAUUAUGAUGAGUUUUUGAAUCUGAAUAUCUCGUUGGAUAAGUUGUCGCUGGGAUUCCAGAAACAGUCGAACUUGCCGUUUUCGAUGAGUGAGGCUAAGAGGUUUCAUGCUCAGGCGCUCAAGGAGGUUAUUGAGUUUACCAAGUAUACUGAUGUCGCUUGGGAUUCGAAGAAGGUGAAUAUUUAA
Aspergillus chevalieri is the source of this 1806-nucleotide messenger RNA. Its product is annotated as DUF4246 domain-containing protein. NCBI's taxonomy places the organism in Eukaryota, Fungi, Ascomycota, Eurotiomycetes, Eurotiales, Aspergillaceae. The record is from RefSeq and is a predicted model, not a curated record. Bases 1 to 1806 code for a protein of 601 amino acids. The transcript is spliced from 2 exons.